AUGGCAUUGUACGUGCACAAAUAUGGCGGUAGCUCGGUUGCCGACGCGGAAAAAAUCGUUGACGUCGCGCGGCGGUUGGCGGAUGUACACGAUGCGGGGCACCAGGUUGUAACCGUGGUUUCUGCGAUGGGCGACACCACCGACGAAUUGAUCGAGCUGGCGCAAACCGUCGCCCGGGAACCCGACCCGCGCGAGCUUGACCUGUUGCUGUCCACCGGCGAGCUGGUGUCGAUUACCCUGCUUUCGAUGGCCCUGCGUAACCUCGGUUACGACGCCAUCAGCCUCAGCGGGGCGCAAGCCGGUAUUCGCACCGACAACACUUUCGGUAAGGCGCGCAUAAGUGCAGUUGAUCCAGACCGAGUGCGGCGAGAGCUGGCGGCCGGCCGUUUGGUCAUCGUAGCGGGAUUCCAGGGUUUGACACCCGACGAAGACAUCACGACGCUGGGGAGAGGCGGUUCGGACACGACCGCCGUUGCGCUGGCCGCCGCCCUUGACGCCGACCGUUGCGAUAUUUAUACCGACGUUGAGGGAAUAUACACCGCCGACCCACGGGUUGUCGCCGGCGCCCAAAAACUCACCGACGUUGGUUAUGAAGAGAUGCUCGAACUUGCUGCCGCCGGCGCCAAGAUGCACCCCAGGUCAAUCGAAUUGGGCGCGGUUUAUAAUGUCCCUAUCUACGUGGCGUCCAGCUUCAGCACCGCCCCAGGCACGCUGAUCCACGCCACACCGGAUGAAGAGAACAUGGAAGACCGUAUCAAAGUAACCGGAAUCGCCUAUCAAACAAACGUUGCCAAAGUGACCGUGCAAGGCGUGGCCGACCAGCCCGGCGUGGCCGCGGCGCUAUUCGAACCCCUGGCAUCGGCUGGCAUCAGCGUCGACACCAUUGUGCAGAACACCAGCGCCGACCGCACGACCACCGACAUCAGCUUCACGGUGGCCACCACCGACCUGGCGCGCGCCCUGAAGGAGAUCGAACGCCUGCAACCCGCCGUGGGCGCUGCCACGAUCAUCAGUGAUGACACUCUGGCGUCGGUCAGCGUGGUGGGUUCCGGAAUGCAAAAUACACCGGGAUAUGCCUCUCGGAUGUUCCGCAUUCUGGCCGACGGAGGCAUCAAUAUCGAUAUGAUCACGACAUCGGAAAUUCGAAUCUCGUGCAUAAUCAACCAGCAACGGGCCCACGAUGCGGUGCGCCUGCUGCACGAGGGCUUUCAGCUGGACCUCGCCAGUUAG
This is a messenger RNA of Geodia barretti, 1230 nucleotides long. The record is from the annotation of a GenBank genome assembly. NCBI's taxonomy places the organism in Eukaryota, Metazoa, Porifera, Demospongiae, Tetractinellida, Geodiidae.